Molecule: messenger RNA, 438 nt
Organism: Orycteropus afer afer
Lineage: Eukaryota; Metazoa; Chordata; Mammalia; Tubulidentata; Orycteropodidae
Gene: GPHA2
Product: glycoprotein hormone subunit alpha 2
Exons: 3
Coding region: 1-438 (145 amino acids)
Biological process (GO): cell surface receptor signaling pathway
Cellular component (GO): extracellular region
Molecular function (GO): hormone receptor binding; hormone activity
Source: RefSeq, a predicted model, not a curated record
AUGGCACUGAAGACCCAGGUGCAGGCAGACCCCCUCACUGUGCUGCAGGUACUCAUGGCGUCCCCCCAGACCCUGCUCCUCAGCCUGCUGCUCCUGGCAGUCACUGCAGGCUGGGCUGAGGCGGCCGCCGUCCCAGGCUGCUACCUGCACCCCUUAAAUGUGACCGUGCGGAGCGACCACGAGGGUACCUGCCAGGGCUCCCUGGUGGUACAGGCCUGCGUGGGCCACUGUGAGUCGAGCGCCUUCCCCUCCCGGUACUCCGUGCUGGUGGCCAGCGACUACCGCCGCACCAUCACCUCGGUCUCAGAAUGCUGCACCAUCAGCAGCCUGAAGAAGGAGAAGUUGCAGGUGCAGUGUCCAGGGAACCGGCGGGUGAGCAUGGACAUCUACACGGCCAGGGCCUGCCAGUGUAACGUGUGUCGCUUCGCUCGCUACUAG